CCCUCGAGGUGCCCGCCAUAGCCACGGAUCCUCACCUCCUCGUUGUUUCCUUGCGGUGAGUAGAUCGCAACUACUCACCGAGUGAGCACUGUGUGUGGUUUGUUCCGGUAUCUAGGGUCGCAUUCAAUUGGACCGGCUCGAGAGUUCUACGCGCAUGAUGGUUGACAUGUGAAGAAGCCUCGUCGUCGUCUUACACUGUGCAGGAGGGAGGUGUAUUUUGCCGAUACCAGGUCUCGCUCAUUGAGUGUUCAUCAUCGUCGUAGUGCGUCAUCAUGAUCGCUAGUGGCUGUCGUCAGCGUGGGAUUAUCGGAGGUCUAGGGCAUGAUUUUCAAAGCUUAGUUUAGUUGGACCAUGGCACGGCAGUUGUCGGAGUGGAGUGGAGUGGAGUUUUUAUUAGAGGGGAGGAGCUUUAUGACUGCAAUUUGGAAAAGGGAGGGUGGAAGAGGGGGGAGAGGAGCGAUUGUUGCGAGUUGGAAAGGGUAGGAGAUGGCGGUGGAUAUGUUUGUGGGGAAGAUUUAAAAACAAUUAGUAUUGGACAGGUGAACUGCGAGGCUACAUGUUUCUGGUAUGAAAUUACCGAGGUGUGGUAGUGAGUGAGUGGAGUUGUAAGCGGAGGUGCAAGUAAGUUGGUUAGACCUGGAGGAUAAUGAGCAUGUCUCCUCAGGAUAUGGAGGCUCCGGAGAAGAAGCGGUCGCCUCAAGCAUGGAAGUUGAGAUUGCCGUGGGAACAGCAAAAACAGGCGGAAAUGCAGAAAAGCGCUUUUAUCCAGAGCCAAGAAAACGCCAGAGCUAGCACCUCCUCAGUGUCGACCCUUGCAAGGGCGUUUAUGAUUAGCCGGAAACGGCUACGGCUUGACCCUGAUAAGAAAUUACACUUUCUAUACGAACCUGGAAAACAAGUUUCAAGCGCAAUCAAGAUCAAGAAUGUAAGUCGCACGCACGUUGCUUUUAAGUUUCAAACCACAGCUCCAAAAAGCUGCUUCAUGCGCCCACCUAGUGGUGUACUUGCGCCAAACGCGACCAUCAUCGCAACAGUUGUGAAGUUUUUAGAACAGCCUGAAAACGAACGUCCACAAGAAAAAAAGACCAAGGACAAAUUCAAAAUUGUCAGCUUGGCUGUGCAACCAGGGAUUGAUUACACUCCAGAAUUGUUUGAAGAUGAAAAGGAACUGGUUACUGUGGAGCGCAUCCUUCAAGUGGUCUUUAUUGAUCCACAUAAAGCAUCUCCAGAGGAAUUGGAUAGGUUACAAAAGCGUCUGGCAGAAGCUGAAGCAGCUGAAGCAGCUGGCACGAAGCCUGCAGCGGAAAUGAACUCUAAGGGCACCAUGGUUCUGGAAGGACUUGUGAUCGAUGAAUGGAAACAGCGUAGGGAAAAUUAUCUCGCUCGGCAACAAGGUGAAGGAGGGGAGUCCUUAUGAUACUAGGGUUUAUUCGUGCAGUCUGGAGGAUGGACAACAACCUGACCUGGGUUUCGCAGGCUGUCGGCAGAGUUUGUGUACAGGCGUUCUCUUCGAGGAGAAUCAGUUCAUUUCAAUUAGUACCUAUUUUGUAGGGUUCGUUGCAUGCCACUGUUUGCGCCAGUGCUCCAUGUUACGCAUCCUUUAGAUAGAUUCGUGUGGAGCAACUUCCUACUGAACAACUGUAGUCUAGACAAGUUCGCUGAAGGCAUUCUAUAUUUCGAGUCUCGAAUCCAAUCCUUUUCAGCAUCAAAGAGACCAUAAAUCCCAAGUGCCAGCCCUUUUGCUCAACGCAAGCGUUCAGUUUAUGAGUUCGGGUUGGAAGGCGCUUGCUGAUGAUGGGAGGUUAAAGAUCCACCGCAUGCCUUUGUGCGGCUUCCUCCCAUCCCUCACUAAUUUGUUGAUACUUAACAUUCUUCAUAGCUACAACAUUCACAUGUUAGCAUGCACACGUUUCAUUCGGAGUAUUACUUAUGCAGCUUGGAGAAUUGAUGUUGCUUCUUAUAAAAGCUAGCGGCAUCGUGGGCUGUAUAUUUCUUUUGGGUACGUGCUAAUAUACUGUUAACAACUGCUUUAGUUAUUAAUAUUUUUGGUCAACAGCAA
Molecule: messenger RNA, 2059 nt
Organism: Physcomitrium patens
Lineage: Eukaryota; Viridiplantae; Streptophyta; Bryopsida; Funariales; Funariaceae
Product: vesicle-associated protein 4-2
Biological process (GO): endoplasmic reticulum membrane organization
Cellular component (GO): endoplasmic reticulum membrane; plasma membrane
Source: RefSeq, a predicted model, not a curated record